Molecule: messenger RNA, 3276 nt
Organism: Coregonus sp. 'balchen'
Lineage: Eukaryota; Metazoa; Chordata; Actinopteri; Salmoniformes; Salmonidae
Source: the annotation of a GenBank genome assembly
UAAAACUCUAGACCCGACAUAUUACGAUUCACAUCGUAUCCAGACAGCAGCUACGGGGUAACCCACGCCUUGUCCUCGUUGAUAAGUAGCUUUGAGAAAAACAUCUGCCAGUAUUUGCUCAGGAAAACAGCGGACGAUUAUAUGGAUUUACCAUCCGCUCGAAAAGCGAGAACAUAAUACGUUUCGGGGAGACAACUCAGCCGCAACAAGAGGAUGAAAUGAGAAAGAAAAAAGUAUUCAGCUUGAAGUUGGAAUACAACCCCACUUGACGGAUAUUUUUUAUGUUGCUCUUACAAUUGAUCCGGGGUUAGUAGACUUCAUAAUCGCUGAAUGUAUGCAGCAUAAUUCUAUAAAUGACACGAUUUGUGUAUCAAUUGUCAACGCAGAAUAAUAGCUACUACAGUAGAUCCUAAAGUUCGUGGUUUAUUUAUAGGAAAGGGACCAACGCUUUGUGUGCGGAUGCCAACAGCAGAUUGCAGGUUGCUCCAUCAUGGUCGGAUCAUGAAGUGUUUGACUUUUUUACUCUUACUUCCAGAAACACUUAAAAAGUCUAAAAAGACUGGGAAACACACAGGCAGGUUACCAGUAUGCUAUGAGAUUCUAACCCUGUCCCUGGAGAAGAAGAUGGCUGCAGAACUGUACCCUGCGACCACCAACCUAACCAACAACUGUACAACGGUGACUGCCAGUGACAAGAAAAGUGAUGUGCAGGUCACCCAGUCAACAACCACUGCAACAACACCGACCACCCAGCAAAACAUAAACAACAACAAUGUCGAUCCUGCCAGCUGGCAGUCCUCUCACCCCACGCUACGGGAGAGGUAGUCUCAACUUCUUACUUAUAAUUCAUUCUUUCUAUUUAGUCAAAAUAUUGACUUGGUUUACAAUAGCCUAUUAGUUAUGGGAUACUACUUCAUACUGUAGUUUAUGUCCAUAGUUAGUCACAUCGCAUUGUGCAGGCUAUAAUAUAUGUAUGACUGGCAAAAGACAAGCCCUAUAUGGAAUAGGCCAAGUUGUCAUGAUACCUUAUUGAUAAUCUUCUCCCUUCUAGGAAUGCCUUGAUGUUCAACAAUGAACUCAUGGCCGAUAUACAUUUAAUUGUUGGUCCCCCUGGUGAAUCUCAGAAAGUGCCAGUGCACAAGGUAAGCUCCAUCUCCAGUUGGAAAAAUAAGUAGACUUUUCAGAACAAUCACAAAAUAUGAUGAGUGACUAAUGUGUCCGUUUGUCUUUCCCUCCAGUAUGUGUUGGCAGUGGGUAGCUCUGUCUUCUGUGCCAUGUUUUACGGGGAUCUUGCAGAGGAGGAGUCCGAAAUCCAUAUCCCAGACGUGGAACCUGCUGCUUUUCUAAUUCUGCUGAAGUAAGCCACUCACUCCUCAUAUUAAACCAGUAUUAUACACAAUGUCACUUCAAAAUAAAUGAUUACUCAUCCAAAGUAAGACGAGUUAAGUGCCAAAAUGCUAGAGCACCAAAGGACAUGGGGAGUAGUGUAGAGCACUGUAAUUGCUGGUUUCUUUGCUCUUUGUUAAUCUUGAAGAUAAAAAAAUAUUCAAAGCCAAUGAUUUACCCGAAGGUAAUACAAAUGGCUCUUUUGUUGUUGAUUUUAUAACAAUGUCAUCCGAAACCAAUGCAAUGAAACAUUGCUUCUUUUUUAAUCCCCUUGAGAGAAUAGGGCAAGCUCUGCCAAGUUCUCUUCCUCUUUUCCUCGAAAGAAUAGCCAUCAUGAAUUCUCCACAUGCUGUCUGCCUUCUUUACUAAACCAGAAUCUCAUUCUCCUCCUCCUCCAUUUUGUUCCCUUCAGGUACAUGUACAGUGAUGCGAUAGACCUGGAGGCAGACACCGUGCUGGCUACCCUGUACGCUGCCAAGAAGUACAUUGUACCAGCCCUAGCCAAGGCCUGCGUCACCUUCCUGGAGACCAGCCUGGAGGCCAAGAACGCCUGUGUGCUGCUGUCCCAGAGCCGUCUGUUUGAGGAGCCUGAGCUGACACAGCGCUGUUGGGAGGUGAUUGACGCCCAGGCCGAGCUGGCCCUGGGCUCCGAGGGCUUCUGUGAGAUCGACUUGCAGACCCUGAAGAUCAUCCUGCAGAGAGAGACCCUCAACACCAAGGAGGUGGUGGUCUUUGAUGCCGUCAUGAGCUGGGCCACAGCUGAGUGUAAGAGGCAAGGACUGAGGGCAACCACCCACAACAAGAGAUCUGUCCUGGGCAAGGCACUCUACCUGGUGCGCAUCCCCACUAUGACCCUGGAGGAGUUUGCUGAUGGGGCGGCCCAGGCAGACAUCUUGACACUGGAGGAGACGCAUGACAUUUUCCUGUGGUACACAGCGGCCACCAAGCCCAAACUGGACUUCCCACUGGCACAGAGGCAGGGCCUGGCGCCCCAGAGGUGCCACCGCUUCCAGUCGUCAGCCUACCGGAGCAACCAGUGGCGCUACAGGGGCCGCUGUGACAGCAUCCAGUUUGCAGUGGACAAGCGGAUCUUUAUCGCUGGACUGGGUCUGUACGGGUCAAGUGGCGGAAAAGCCGAGUACAGUGUCAAGAUUGAACUGAAGCGGCAAGGGGUGACCCUAGCACAGAACCUGACCAAGUUUGUGUCGGAUGGAUCAAGCAGUACAUUUUCCGUGUGGUUUGAACACCCAGUUCAGGUGGAGCAGGAUGCCUUUUAUACAGUGAGUGUCGUGCUGGACGGGAAUGAGCUGAGCUAUUUCGGCCAGGAGGGCAUGACGGAGGUGCAGUGUGGGAAAGUGACUUUUCAGUUCCAGUGCUCCUCGGACAGUACCAAUGGGACUGGGGUGCAGGGGGGACAGAUCCCUGAGCUGGUGUUCUAUGCUUAAGCUGGACUGGUUUGGUCAUAAAGGAGAGGUAAAGAACAUAUAGACCAUACUGUACAUCCAUAUGUUCCAGCCUUAUAAAUAAUGUAGCAUUAAGACACUAGAGUAUGUCCCACUAAACAAAAUACUAUUUUUAAGCGAAGGAACGUUGUUUUAUCUUAUUUAUUUUAAAAACUGUUAUUUGUAUUAUUUUAAUUAACGCUGCAAAAAGCAGCCCCUUGUAAAAAGUAAUAUUGCACUUGUGGACAGCCUCUGCAAUGUUGUUUUGUACAUAAAAUACAGUUAAAUGGUUUGCAGCUUGAUGCUGAUCAACCCUGACAUUCAUGUUUGAGAGCUUAUGAACCUGCAGAAAAUCAUAAAAUUGUGUGAGAUAAGCCACUGAUGUUGCUGCUCAUCAUUAUACAACUCACCUGCAUGUGUGAAAUCUGUUGUUUUGGUGGCACUUACU